Molecule: messenger RNA, 674 nt
Organism: Corylus avellana
Lineage: Eukaryota; Viridiplantae; Streptophyta; Magnoliopsida; Fagales; Betulaceae
Molecular function (GO): calcium ion binding
Source: RefSeq, a predicted model, not a curated record
CUUCAAAAUCAAAGUCCUAGUCUCCAACUUCAAGCUUAAGAUCAAAAUGAGUGUAGAAGUAUUGGAUGCUGCCACCAUCUUCAACUUCGUGGAGGAUGAAGAAGCAUUCAAUGUCUCAAUACGUGACCGUUUUGCUCGCCUUGACACAGACCACGAUGGUCUUCUCUGCUAUGCUGAGAUGUUGAAGGAGCUGCAGAGUCUGAGGGUCUUUGAGACCCACUUUGGGAUAGACGUGAAGCCUGACCCAGAUGAGCUUGCUCGUCUCUAUGAUUCCCUGUUCAUGCGGUUCGAUCAUGACUCCAAUGGGGCAGUUGAUCUGGAGGAGUUCAAGGAGGAAACCAAGAAGAUGAUGCUCGCCAUGGCUAAUGACAUGGGCUUCUUGCCAGUUCAGAUGGCCCUCGAAGAGGAUAGCUUCCUCAAGAAAGCUGUUGAACGUGAGUCCAAAAGCCUGCCUGUUCAAGUUCCCUAGAAACUAUUGCAUCCUCCAUGUUUUACACUAUAGUGAAGUAAUUUUGCUUUGGUUUUGGUUCCCCUGUUUCCUAAAAUUAGAUCGUAGUAUUGAUGGAAAUAAACGAGAACUUUGUUUUGUCCGCUAAGAUGGUAGAGUUCUAAAGAUAGAGAUGCCUAUAAAUUUUACUAUCUGAAUUACUAGCAAUUCGAACAAUAAAUAUAAG